Rodentolepis nana is the source of this 474-nucleotide messenger RNA. The record is from the annotation of a GenBank genome assembly. NCBI's taxonomy places the organism in Eukaryota, Metazoa, Platyhelminthes, Cestoda, Cyclophyllidea, Hymenolepididae.
AUGAGGUAUAAAGGUGUAAGUAAAAUACAGAUUCCGUGGCACCAGGUUGGUGUUAAAUUAAGUACUGCGAGUCGAGGGAGCCAUAGAAAUACCCGAGGGCGUUCGAUUUGGAUGGCAGAUAUUCUGAAGGGUUUGUUGGCUCAAGGCCUUUUGGAAGUAGAUUACAACUGCUUCAUCAUCUUGGGUUAUUCCAGCCGUGGCAGCGAGGAGCUGGAAACACUUUUUCGUGGACUCUUCUGCGCUUGGAGAUACCUUACUGCAAUGCUGGAAAUUGUAGAGCGUUCGGGCAUGAUCAAUCCACCUUUUGAUAUUGUUUAGGGCAAGACCAAUAGUCGAUGGUUGGAGAAUAACAAGGUUGUUUUGCUGAGGGUCGACCAAUUUGAAGACCUCUGCGAUUUGGGUAGAAAAAGUCGAAUUGAGAACUUUCUUGGUGCAAGGCCCAGUGGAAGUUGCCGAAGCUCCCGCUGUUGUUAG